AUGCAAAAUCCUCAUAAUUUAGAAGAAUCGUUACGAGAGACAGCUUGCUUGGGGGAUGUUGACAAGGUUGGGGUGCUUGUCGGUGCCGGCGUCGAUGUAAAUUCCCAAAAUGGAGUGAACGGUUGGACUGCACUACACUGGGCAGCUAAAAGGAGCCACAAGCAUGUUGUUUCAUUUUUGUUGCAAAGCGGAGCUAACCCGACUAUCAGGUCACACAAGAAUGAACUUGCAGCCAAUGUCACGCAAAGCGAAGAGAUCAAGCGACUUUUGUCGGGGGAAGGAAGUGAACAUGUGAAAGAUAAUGGUGGUGCUGAUCAGUUAUCAGCAGCUUGUCCAG
This is a messenger RNA of Paramuricea clavata, 337 nucleotides long. The record is from the annotation of a GenBank genome assembly. Lineage: Eukaryota; Metazoa; Cnidaria; Anthozoa; Malacalcyonacea; Plexauridae.